Messenger RNA from Aspergillus mulundensis, 1113 nucleotides. RefSeq lists its product as uncharacterized. The transcript is spliced from 7 exons. The record is from RefSeq and is a predicted model, not a curated record. NCBI's taxonomy places the organism in Eukaryota, Fungi, Ascomycota, Eurotiomycetes, Eurotiales, Aspergillaceae. Bases 1 to 1113 code for a protein of 370 amino acids.
AUGCAAUCAUUCUCGCCGCCUGACGAGCCGAUGCAGCGACUAGAGACCACCAACAAGCUUGCAGGCACUCUCGUGCUCCUCCAUGACCCAUCUUUGCCAUCCUCCCAACCCAUCCCUCCACGAUUCGGCUACCUCUCGAAGUGCAACGGACGCGAGCACAGCUACAGUCAGGCAAUGCCCCGCAACCGAAUCAAUCGAACAUCGUACCCGUUCUCGCUGACACUCUCGGCUGUGCUACCGGUACAGCAGCGGCAUUCUUCGCGGCGCAGCGUUCCCCGGAUCGACAAAGAGAUCCUCCACGAACCACAACUUCAAUGUCAAAGCGACUGUCAGUCCUAUCCGCUCGCCGAUGACGGAACGACGCUCAAUCGGUACCGGCUGCAGGCAGUUAGUCCUAGCGGGCUUCCCACAGGACUUGCGGAGUGGGAGCAGACUCUGGCCGAACACCUGGAGCCAACGACUCCCGACAGUCGCGGAUUUGAUACCUGGUUCGGCCUCACCUCGCACAACGCCAAGUCACUGUGUACCUCUGCGGUGGAAUAUACGCCUGGAUUCGCGGAGCCUCCAUGUAUCAUGAAAAUGCCGGAAGAAAGUCAUUUGGAAAAUAUCCGGCCAGAGGACUUCGCUGAUCCGAUGGCGGAACUGAACUACCGCGUUGGCCAGGACAACGACCACAUCACAUCGAUCACAUCACAUCGAUCACGUCACACCGACACCUUCGGGGUUCCGGAAAACACCACUCCGCGACUUCUUGAUGACUCUGUGAACCCGGACGCUCACCUCCGACGCGAUGCACCGAGAGGUUCUAGGUAUCGUCAUUUCGCAGACUGCAUACCGAAGUUAACACCGUUCUGCGAAAGCAGAGGCGGCUUCGCUCUUACGCCACCGUUGAUAUCCGCUUCCGUCGUCCUCCACCUCGACCGCAACAGCAUCUCCAAUAAUCCGACAGAUUCCGUCGCCGAUAACCUCAAUGUCAGUUCCGAUCAAGUCAAUUUCGGCGGCCAGCUGAUGUCAAUUGGAAUUGCGGUUGCAGGAAUACCCACGAAUCUCGUCCUCCUGAGGCUCGAAGCUUCAGUCUGGACGAUUUACCAGUCUGGGGCAUCACCGCCCUAA